Molecule: messenger RNA, 897 nt
Organism: Penicillium longicatenatum
Lineage: Eukaryota; Fungi; Ascomycota; Eurotiomycetes; Eurotiales; Aspergillaceae
Product: sulfotransferase family protein
Exons: 4
Coding region: 1-897 (298 amino acids)
Source: RefSeq, a predicted model, not a curated record
AUGUCUCGAAAGAUCGAUAAGCUACCCGAGCCCGUGACCAAACGGGCAAUCAAACUGAUAGUCGCGAGCCCUAGCCGAACAGGCACUCUAGGACUUUACCGAGCAUUGCAGGUCCUGGGCUUCAAACCAUAUCACAUGUUUGAAUGUGUCAUUGUAAACGGCGUGCCCCACAUUGAGGUCUUGCAUGAGGCCGUUCUAGCCCAGCAUAACAGGUUCUCUGGCAUAACACGAUAUUCUAGAAAUGACUUUGACAAGUGGUUCGCAGAGUACGACAAGAGCUUGGUGGAAAUCCCAGCUAUGCUAGGUCCUGCGGUUAUUGAAGCUUAUGUGGAAGAACCUGAGGUAAAGUUUCUCCUCGUCGAACGAGAUCCUGCGAAAUGGGCCGCUUCUAUCAAUAAUACCGCCGGUCCUAUUAUCAAACAAGCCAGGAGCUUCCCCCUCAAUAUUCUAAAGUACUUCGACCAUGCGUUGAAUGUGUUUUUGAGUCAGUCAGUGCUUGUCUAUGAUGUCUUAGCCGACAGCACGUAUCCUGGUGGGCCUGGUAAUGAGGCUGCUUUGCAGAGGAAUUAUACGGAAUAUAUUUCGAUGGUCAAAAAAGCAAUUCCGGCCGACAGACUAUGUCAUAUUAGGCUUGAAGAUGGGCUAGGCUGGGAGCAGAUAUGUCCUUUUCUAGACGUACCUAUUCCGGACCAGGAAUACCCCGAUCGCAACGAGCCAGCCAGAUUCCAGGCCCUUGCUGAAGGAGUCGUGCAGCCUAUGUUUAAGAGAGCGAUCAUGAGAGUUGCCAUGGUCUGCAUUCCAGCUCUUGGGGUUUUAGGAUGGGGAAUUAUGAAGCAUGGCUUUGUCGCGGGCAAUUACCUGACGGAAGCAUCACAUAGUUGGCAUUCCUUGCUGUAA